Molecule: messenger RNA, 1741 nt
Organism: Scomber japonicus (chub mackerel)
Lineage: Eukaryota; Metazoa; Chordata; Actinopteri; Scombriformes; Scombridae
Product: kelch-like protein 23
Exons: 3
Coding region: 1-1686 (561 amino acids)
Molecular function (GO): protein binding
Source: RefSeq, a predicted model, not a curated record
AUGGCCUGCAGAGCUGACACCGAGCUGAAACUUCUAAGCUUUAAAUCUACAGUUCCCUUAGAGCAAAUAAACAAACUGGACGAGGAUGUAUCUGAUUUACUCAUGCAAGACUCUGAUGCCAUGCUACAGGUAGAAGGAGAGUCUUUUUGUGUCAACCGUCAACAGCUUGCUCUCCAGAGUGCUUACUUCAGGGCUCUGUUCUUUGGCUGCGGUGUAGAGAGCACCAAAAGGCACAUUGAGCUCAAAGGUGUGGGCCUGCAGCAUUUCAGGACCCUGAUGGACUACAGCAAGACAUCCAGUCUAGCUUUGGACAGAGAAAAUGUUCUGGGGAUCCUUGAGACUGCAGACUUCCUCCAAUUAGAGCAAGCCAGGCUGCUGUGCUGCAAGUUUCUUGAGCGUGAGCUGCACCUCAGCAACUGUUUGGGAAUGAUGGUGUAUGCCUGGCAGCUGGGUUGCACGCAGCUCUACACUGCAGCACGACAGGUAGUGCUCACACACUUUUCUGCUGCUGUUGCUGAAGAGGACUUCUUGUUCCUGUCUAAGGAGACAUUGGCACAUCUUCUGGCCAGUGAUGACCUGGCCAUCCAUAAAGACGACCUGGCCCUUGAGGCGAUACUACGCUGGGUGUCAUUUGAUCAUAGUCGAGAGGAACACUUUCUGGAGCUCAUUGAGCUGGUGAGGCCUGAGUCACUCUCUUUACCAUUUAUCACUGAUCUUUUGAUCAGAAUGAAAAGCUCUGACCCCCGAGCCAAGCUCAUCUGCAAGUUGAAUGAACAUUGUCCAGCUUCUUGGUCAGUAGGUAGGUCAAUACAGAGGGCCAGAGAGAGCCUCUUUGUCCUGGGUGGACCUCAUGAUCAAGAGCAACAGGCACUGUACCAGUUUCAUCCACUCAGUGGUAGAUGGCAGAGCCAUCCACCUCUGCAGAGGAAGAACCUCACACAGUACUCUGUAGCUGCAGUAGGAGACUGUGUGGUUGUGUCAGGUGGCUACUUCCGUGAUGUGUUGUGGUUCAGUGUUGACUGGGUCAGGAUGUACGAAUGUGGGAACCAGCGGUGGGUGGAGGGACCAGCCCUGCAGAAGUCCAGGCACAGCCACUGUUCCAUAGGAAUGGAUUCAGUACUGUAUGUCCUGGGGGGCAGUAUGGAUGAAGGGCUUGUGGCUGAUGUAGAAAGGCUGGUCCUGGGGUCAGAGGAGGGUUGGGAGGGGGUCAGCCCCAUGGUUAGGGCUGUGGAGAGGGCAGCCAUUGCCACUCUGAAGUCAUGUAUCUAUGUAGCGUGCGGCCUGGAUGAAAAUGGGGAGGUGUAUGGUGGAAUUCAGAGGUAUACAGCAGAGGAGGAUCAGUGGGAUGUGGUAUCUUAUUCUCCAUUUCCACGAUAUGACUUGGUUUCCACUGAGCUCAAUGGUGCCCUCUACCUGUUUGGAGACCAAGCCUUGCGUUUUGAUGUGGAGACAGAUGAGUGGACAGUGCUCGAGGAGGAAUGUCUCAAGAGAAAAUUCUUCUGUGGCUGCACCACUGUGAGCGGACAGAUAUACCUGGUCAGUGAGAAAAAGAGUAACAAAGCAUUCCCGAACAUGGUGUUGCUGGACCCUUACAUAGACACUUGCAUUGAGGUGGAUGAUGUCAUACCCUGUCCUGUGCCCCUCAGAGGGUGUGUGACCAUGAGGAUCGCACAUGAUGGUGUGUAAUGUAUGUAAUAGAAUGAAAUGUAAUGAACAAGCAUUGUCAUUCUGCUGCUAAAGA